This is a messenger RNA of Sardina pilchardus (European sardine), 1740 nucleotides long. Its product is annotated as zinc finger protein 883-like. NCBI's taxonomy places the organism in Eukaryota, Metazoa, Chordata, Actinopteri, Clupeiformes, Clupeidae. Gene Ontology annotation, molecular function: chromatin insulator sequence binding. Gene Ontology annotation, cellular component: chromosome. The transcript is spliced from 4 exons. Bases 1 to 1740 code for a protein of 579 amino acids. The record is from RefSeq and is a predicted model, not a curated record. Gene Ontology annotation, biological process: regulation of transcription by RNA polymerase II.
AUGUCAGGAUUUACUGGACCUACACUGCUGCCUGUGCCAGUGAAGGAGAUAAAAGAAGAAGAGUCUGAUGAUUUCCUUCAAGAGUAUCUGUCUACAGUUCAGAAGGAAAACCCUGGAGCGGAUCAUGUGUGCAAGACUGAAACAAACAUGUCAGACAUCAUGGACAUUAAAGAGGAGGAAGAGGCUGGUGUAAGAGAGCAUGGUCAGAACGACUCUUCUCCUACUGGUAAGAUACUCAUUAGUGUAGUAAAGGAGAUAAAAGAAGAAGAGUCUGAUGAUUUCCUUCAAGAGUAUCUGUCUACAGUUCAGAAGGACAACCCUGGAGCGGAUCAUGUGUGCAAGACUGAAACAAACAUGUCAGACAUCAUGGACAUUAAAGAAGAGGAAGAGGCUGAUAAGCCAUAUCAGUGUACUUACUGUGGAAAGACUUUUCGACAAACAUCUGCCCUCAAGAGACACCAGAGGAUCCAUACUGGUGAAGAGCCAUAUCAGUGUACUACAUGUGGGAAGAGUUUCAGGGACAGCAGUUCUCUUACUAAACAUCAGCGCACACAUACAGGAGAAAAGCCAUAUCGGUGCACUGACUGUGGAAUGGCUUUUAGUUUAAUGAGCAGUCUCAAGGCACACCAGAGUAUCCACACAGGAGAAAAGCCAUAUCAGUGCACUGACUGCGGAAAGGGUUUUAUGACUAAGAAUGAGAUCAUAACUCACCAGAGGACCCAUACUGGGGAAAAGCCAUAUAAGUGCACUGACUGUGGAAAGACUUUCCGACACACAUGUAGCCUCAAGACACACCAGAGGAUCCAUACUGGGGAAAAGCCAUAUCAGUGUACUACAUGUGGGAAGAGAUUCAGGGCGAGCAUUAAUCUCAUUAAACAUCAGCGCACACAUACAGGAGAAAAGCCAUAUCCGUGCACUGACUGCGGAAAGAGUUUUAGUCAAAUGACCAAUCUCAAGGCACACCAGAGAAUCCACACAGGAGAAAAGCCAUAUCAGUGCACUGACUGUGGAAGGGGUUUUAGUCAAAUGGACAGUCUCAAGAGACACCAGAUUGUCCACACAGGAGAAAAGCCGUAUCCGUGCACUGACUGUGGAAAGGCUUUUGGACAAAUGAGCCAUCUCAGGGAACACCAGAGUAUCCACACAGUAGAAAAGCCAAAUCAGUGCACUGACUGUGGAAAGGUUUUUAGACGAAUGAGCAGUCUCAAGGUACACCAGAGUAUCCAUACAGGAGAAAAGCCAUAUCUGUGCACCGACUGUGGAAAGGGUUUUAGAACUAAGCAAGAGGUCACCAUCCAUCAGCGCACACAUACAGGAGAAAAGCCAUAUCAGUGCACUGACUGUGGGAAGGGUUUUAGUCAAAUUGGCAAUCUCAAGGCACACCAGAGUAUCCAUACUGGGGAAAAGCCAUAUCCGUGCCCUACAUGUGGGAAAAGUUUCAGGACUAAGAAAGAGGUCACCAUCCAUCAGCGCACACACACAGGAGAAAAGCCAUAUCAGUGUGCUGACUGUGGAAAGGGUUUUAGUCAAAUGGGCAGUCUCAAGACACACCAGAGUAUCCAUACUGGGGAAAAGCCAUAUCCGUGCCCUACAUGUGGGAAAAGUUUCAGGACUAAGAAAGAGGUCACCAUCCAUCAGCGCACACAUACAGGAGAAAAACCAUAUCAGUGCACUACAUGUGGGAAAAGUUUUAGUCAUAGCAAAAAUCUCAAGAGACACCAGAUGAUCCAUAAAUCUUAG